GAGACGAUGCUACGUCUGGCAUUGCCAAGGCUCAUCCUGCUCAGGGUCCUGGUCGCGCAAAGCGCCGCGCACACAAAUGACCACUGCUCCUGCCACAGCGUGAAGUCCAAGACUUUCACGCGACUCAUGUUCGAGCGCGGGUUCCGCGCGGCGGCGGCGCAUCGCGCCCCGAGCAAUCUCAAGCUCUCGCCGCCGCCGCGGCGCGACCUGAUGAAGCCGGUACUCGAGGAGCUCUGGCGCUCGCUCCGAGCGGAGCGACGACAGGUCACGACCGCCGAUGGCGCGGCGCGAGAACUGGCGCGAGCCCUGAAUGAGACGGGCGAUUGGGUCUUGGUCUACAAUAAUAGAGUUUACGUGCCGACUGAGUUUUAUCACGCCGCAGACCAUGCUCGCCACGUGACGAUGAUCCGCGAGUCCGCGGCGCUCCUUGGUCUGCCGAACGCUAUCUACGCCGUAAACACGGGAACCCGCGGACCAAGCGGCUGCAACGGCCGGCCCGUCUCGCUCACGAUCAACAAACAGUCAGGCUACGAACAGUGCGGCGUUCUCAUUCCAAACAUUUUUUUCGAUAAUACCCACGGCUCUUUGAUACGGUGGGCACGGGAGACCGAGGCGGUGUCGCACGACGCCGUUCCGUUCCGCGAGCGGCGCCCCGUUGCGUUUUUUCGUGGGUCGCUCCACCACGAUACGUGGGAUACCGAUGAGGCCUGCGCUUCUACGGCAUUUGGCAACUACGCCCGCCUGCAAGCCUUCGCCGCUGCGGUGGAGCAUCCGGACCUCGUCGACGCCGCCUGCGUUGACGGCGGCGAUACAAAAACGAAGUGUCGCGUGCCGCCGCCGCAGUGCGUUGGUUCCGUGGAGGACUAUAACAGCGGCCUCGCGGAGGGCGAGGACGUGCACGGAGAACAUGCACGCUUCGACACGUUCCGGCGCUCGAAGUACUUGCUCCUGCUACCUGGUGCGUUCACUGGCUCCUAUUCCAAAAACGCCAACCACUUGUGCGAACAGUGCCCGCUGUGCUUUUCCCUAACUCCUCACUGGUUGAUUUACACAUAGGUGGCGAACUGGCGGUGUCGUAUUGCGGUGGGUCGCCCCGUACGUCGAAUGGUACACUCCAGCGCUCGUGCCUGGCGCCAAUUAUCUCGACGUGUCGCGCCACUCCGUCGCCGAAACGGUGCGCGCGCUCGAGGCAAAUCCGGCGGCGGCGGAGGCCAUCGGGAGGGCAGGACGGGAGAUACACGAUCAAUUACUAUGUCCUCUGUGCCUCGCUAAUUGGUUGAGAACGACGCUCGAAGCGUACCACGAGCACCUGGGUUUAGAGCUCGUGCUCGGCCAUCCAGCAGAAGCAUCAAAAUUCUUCCGCGCACAUCUCCCCUGCGACCGCAUGAUCGAGGUGAUGCGGGAAGGGCAUCCUCGCGCGCGGCCGAUGAACGCCGACGACCCGUUCCAUCCUUGCCGUCGGGGCGGACCAUUGGCGAACGGGAGCUGGUGGUCGGCGGACCACGCGGCGGCGUCGGAGCAGCUCCGGCAGGCCGAAGCGGGCGAGGCGCCGCUCGGAGGGACGGCUCGAAAGCAUCUUGGUCUGAGCUAACAAUUUUUCGAUCC
Molecule: messenger RNA, 1605 nt
Organism: Pelagomonas calceolata
Lineage: Eukaryota; Pelagophyceae; Pelagomonadales; Pelagomonadaceae
Source: the annotation of a GenBank genome assembly